Dujonia railenensis is the source of this 1170-nucleotide messenger RNA. The record is from the annotation of a GenBank genome assembly. NCBI's taxonomy places the organism in Eukaryota, Fungi, Ascomycota, Pichiomycetes, Serinales, Debaryomycetaceae.
AUGUCUCACAGAAAGUUCGAAGCACCACGUCAUGGUUCCUUAGGGUUCCUCCCAAGAAAGAGAUCUGCCAACAUUAGAGGUAGAGUUAAGUCAUUCCCAAAGGAUGUCAAGUCUAAGCCAGUUGCUUUGACUGCUUUCUUAGGUUACAAGGCUGGUAUGACCACCAUUGUUAGAGACUUAGACCGUCCAGGUUCCAAGAUGCACAAGCGUGAAGUCGUUGAAGCCGCCACCGUUGUUGACACUCCACCAUUAGUUGUUGUUGGUGUUGUUGGUUACGUUGAAACCCCAAGAGGUUUAAGAUCCUUGACCACUGUUUGGGCUGAACACUUAUCAGAAGAAGUCAGAAGAAGAUUCUACAAGAACUGGUACAAGUCUAAGAAGAAGGCUUUCACCAAGUACUCUGCUAAGUACGCUCAAGAUGGUGCUCAAAUUGAAAGAGAAUUAGCUAGAAUCAAGAAGUACGCUUCCGUCGUCAGAGUCUUAGCUCACACUCAAAUCAAGAAGACCCCAUUAUCCCAAAAGAAGGCCCACUUAGCUGAAAUCCAAAUCAACGGUGGUUCCGUCUCUGACAAGGUUGACUGGGCUAGAGAACACUUUGAAAAGACUGUCUCUGUUGACUCCGUUUUUGAACAAAACGAAAUGAUUGAUGUCGUUGCUGUCACCAAGGGUCACGGUUUCGAAGGUGUAACCCACAGAUGGGGUACCAAGAAGUUGCCAAGAAAGACCCACAGAGGUUUAAGAAAGGUUGCUUGUAUUGGUGCUUGGCAUCCAGCUAACGUUAACUGGACUGUUGCUCGUGCUGGUCAAAACGGUUUCCACCACAGAACUUCCAUUAACCACAAGGUCUACAGAGUUGGUACCGCCGGUGAUGAAUCAUCUGGUGCUACUGAAUUCGACAGAACCAAGAAGACCAUUAACCCAAUGGGUGGUUUCGUUAGAUACGGUAACGUUAACAACGAUUUCGUCUUAUUGAAGGGUUCUAUCCCAGGUAUCAAGAAGAGAGUUGUUACUUUAAGAAAGUCCUUAUACGUUGACACUUCUAGAAGAGCUUUAGAAAAGGUUAACUUGAAAUGGAUUGACACUGCUUCUAAGUUCGGUAAGGGUAGAUUCCAAACCCCAGCUGAAAAGCACUCUUUCUUGGGUACUUUAAAGAAGGACUUAGAAAACUAA